AUGUAUUUAAAGCCAGAGCUAAUCAAAUCCCGCGGUUUCGGUAGUACUGCCCAUACAGUAGUUACCGAUGACGGCUAUAUACUGACAUUAUUUCGUAUGAUUAAACCACAAUUGACUACUACUACUACUACCGGUGCUGAUGAUGGCAUAGUACGACCAUCUAGAGGACCGGUAUUGUUAUGGCACGGUAUAUCAUUUUCAUCGGAUAUUUUUCUGGUAUCAAAUCGGGGACAGUUGGCCAGUAAUGGCCAGUAUAGUGAACGUAACGGUACGUUAGUCAACGAUUGUCAGUUAACGGUAACAUCCAAUCUGGCGUUCACAUUGUCCGCAUGCGGUUAUGAUGUCUGGUUAGGCAAUACCCGCGGCAAUCAAUACUCGGAUAAAUAUAUCGAUAAUAGUAUUAAAAACUAUUGGAACUAUACGUUUACCGAACUGGGCAUGUAUGAUCUGAAAAAUUCAAUCGACUAUAUUAGAAAGUUUACGGGAAAAUCUUCGGUAGCCUAUGUCGGCCAUUCAAUGGGUACGACAUCAAUGUUAGUACUACUAUCACUUGAACCCGAUUAUCAUCAAUACGUGAAACCAGUUAUACUGAUGGCACCCAUAGCCUACUUGAGCCAUACGAAAAGCCUGAGCCGAUUGUUUGCACCGUUUAGCUAUAUAAAUGUGACCAAUACUAUUGGCUUUAUAGGCGAACCCAGGCCUAGGAUGCAAUACUAUGGCCAAUAUAUCUGUACUAAUCCACUGUUUAGUGAUUUAUGUAAACAAAUGAAUUUUUUCUACAAUGGCUACGAUCCGGAUUCAGUGGGACCGGAUGACGUACCCAUAACUGUUGCCAAAUCCCUACAGUAUAUGUCCGUCCAAUUACCCCAACAGUACGGCCAGUUUAUACUGUCGGAUAGAUUUCAACGAUUAGAUCUGGGAUCGACAGGUAAUUGGGAAAGGUAUGGCCAACUGAUGCCACCCGACUACCCCAUUGAACUGAUACGUUCAACCUAUUUGGUUUUGAUGACCGGACCAAAUGAUUUGUACGCAACGCCAGUUGAUGUGAAAAAACUUACCGACAAAUUGACGGUAAAACCAUUGGACGACUAUCUAGUACCCAAUGAUUAUUAUAACCAUGCUGAUUUUACUAAUUCAAUAGAUAAUUAUAAGCUAAUAAAUCCACGUAUAUUGAUGUGGCUUAAAAUGCUUGAUGUUUAG
Messenger RNA from Oppia nitens, 1200 nucleotides. Its product is annotated as lipase 3-like. Gene Ontology annotation, molecular function: hydrolase activity, acting on ester bonds. The coding region runs from base 1 to 1200 and encodes 399 amino acids. The transcript has 6 exons. The record is from RefSeq and is a predicted model, not a curated record. NCBI's taxonomy places the organism in Eukaryota, Metazoa, Arthropoda, Arachnida, Sarcoptiformes, Oppiidae. Gene Ontology annotation, biological process: lipid metabolic process.